AUGGCCAUCGUGGCCGAGGUGACCCGUAUUCUCGGCGCGGCCACUGGCGCCCGCGCGGUACACCGCUGGUACACCGGCCGGAUGUUACUGUCGUCCAGCGACACAGACGACGGUUUCUCCUUGACCCUGAUGGACAUAGGCCGUGUGUACGGCGGCCUUUGCUACUCACUGAUAGCUUGUUUAGACCAUCCGGUAUCCGCUUCCGGUUGGACGUUUUCGGGCCUGGACGGACGUCUCAACCUGGCCCAGCAUCCCACACUCGAAUAUGUCCGGCACCACUGCCACCGCCCCUACGACCAUGACGAAGACGACGAUGAUGACGAUGUUCCGCCGAGCACGACCGUGUCCGAAGACCAAGUGCCGUUCGUAACAGACGUUUUAAGUAUACUAUAUCAUACUAUAAUAUUAUGA
This is a messenger RNA of Macrosiphum euphorbiae (potato aphid), 411 nucleotides long. NCBI's taxonomy places the organism in Eukaryota, Metazoa, Arthropoda, Insecta, Hemiptera, Aphididae. The record is from the annotation of a GenBank genome assembly.